GCGGGUGAUAUAAAUAGCGGGUAUAAAUUAAUAGAAAGUUUGGGAUGGCUACUACUGCUCUAAUUUAUAACUAUUAUCAGGUUAAUAGUAAUCGACGGUUAGUCACUUAAACAACACAGACUGCCAUGACAUAGCGCUCAAGGCAAAGCAAGUGAAAGGAAGAAAUCGGUGCCUGUUUUACCAGGUACGUACUAGUUGUCAGUUUUACAUUUCAUUCAUGUGUAUGCACACGUACGCUACUAUUGUGCCCAUCGCGGUGGUCUGCUAUUAUUGUACAGAUAUCAUACUAUAAUAAUUAGUUCCAUUUAAAUCGAAAAACGUAAGAAUGGUGAUGAAACUGUACGCGGUUUCCGACGGGCCGCCGUCGCUGGCGGUACGGCAGGCCCUGGCACAUCUGCAGCUGCCGUUCGAACUGGUCAGCGUCGACUACGGAGCGGGCGAACACAUGACGACGGAGUACGCACUGAUGAACCCUCAAAAGGAGAUCCCAGUACUGGAUGACGACGGCUUCUUCUUGAGCGAGAGUAACGCCAUUCUGCAGUACAUCUGCGACAAAUACAAGCCUGACUCACAUCUCUACCCACAGGAGCCCAAAGCAAGAGCCAUUGUGAACCAUCGCUUGUGCUUCAACCUAUCAACAUACUAUGCCAACAUCUCUGCAUACACGAUGGCGCCCAUAUUCUACGACUACGACCGCACGCCCCUAGGGCUGAAGAAAGUGCACAUGGCCUUAGAGGUGUUUGAGACGUACCUCCAAAGACAGGGCACCCAGUACGCUGCUGCCGACCACCUCACCAUCGCUGACUUCCAGCUCAUCAACACCAACAUGACCCUGGAGGCUAUCGGAUUCGACUUUAGUCAAUAUAAAAGGAUACACAAAUGGUACAACGAUUUCAAAAAGGAUUAUCCAGAUCUAUGGAAAAUAUCUGCUGAUGCUAUGAAGGAAAUCCAGCAUUUCGCUGAAAACCCACCCGACCUGACGCAUCUUAACCAUCCCAUACAUCCAGCUAGAAAGGCAAAUAAAUAGGCACAUCCUUGUGUUAGGACAAUAACAAUACACUGAAAAAUGUUGCUUCAUAGAGUGAUGAAAAUAAUUAAUAACAUACAACUAAGCAUAGUUAAUAAUAAAGAGUUAAGUUGAAACGAUUUUGUAUUUUAUAAUAGGUAUUUUUAUCCAGUUCCUGAUACGCAUCUCCUCUUGAAUGACAGGCAGAGGUUGCUGCAGCAAUCGCUGUGUACUUACGUAUUCCGCUACAGCCGCACACUUUUUUUCUUCUUUCUCAUUGGUCGCCUUUGGUGGUACUUCAACUGGGACAUCUUCUACUUUAUCUUUCGAUUCCUCAUCCUGAGCCUGAGCGAUUUCACUUGUUGUCGUAUCCCCAACUUUCACGUCCCUCGUUGUAAUAACAGACGGAUUGACGUAUUCUAUGGCAAGUACUAAACAAAGAGACAGCACAACAACGCUAAUACGAGACAUGUUGAAUAGUCAACGCGAAUGUUACACUGGCAAGUUGUAUGAAGAAGCAUCUGCUAUUUGUAUUGCAAUGUGUGACACA
This is a messenger RNA of Chilo suppressalis (striped riceborer), 1556 nucleotides long. NCBI's taxonomy places the organism in Eukaryota, Metazoa, Arthropoda, Insecta, Lepidoptera, Crambidae. The record is from the annotation of a GenBank genome assembly.